AUGGCUCUACAUCGAAUGGAACAAUCGAUGACGCAAUUCAGUCAGGAGGAGGAAAUCAACAUGACUCUCCAAGCGACAAGCAAUAACCAGGAGAAAGGAGCCGUGACCAGCAACAUCAACGAAAUCAACUCGAUGUCAUCGUUGGAUGACUCUAGGAGCUGCAUGCACCUACCAGCACUAGAGGAACCCUCGAUGUCCAUUUGUUGCAACAAAUUCGGAUCAAUAUCUGAAAAUUCCCUCAUUCUCUACAACUUUGGUGUUCUCAUCGUAAAACAUCAUCGCUUCUUCAAGGAUCAGCAUGCAACGUGA
This is a messenger RNA of Caenorhabditis remanei, 309 nucleotides long. RefSeq lists its product as uncharacterized. The coding region runs from base 1 to 309 and encodes 102 amino acids. The record is from RefSeq and is a predicted model, not a curated record. NCBI's taxonomy places the organism in Eukaryota, Metazoa, Nematoda, Chromadorea, Rhabditida, Rhabditidae. The transcript has a single exon.